ACAUGGAGCAAAUUAUGGCAGUGUUCCCUACUAUAAGUCUUCUCCUUUUCCUCUCCCUCCUAUACUAUUUUCUCUCCCAAGUCCCAAUUUAUGGCAAAAAAAUAAAAAACCCAUAAAUUUUCUAUAGUCUGGAGCAGGAAAUUAAGAGAGAAAUGGACGUUGAAAUGGUAAAGUGUGAGUGUUGUGGAUUGAAAGAAGAUUGCACACAGGAUUAUAUAAGUGAUGUGAAGGCAAAAUUUGAUGGUAAAUGGCUCUGUGGUUUGUGUUCAGAAGCUGUAAGAGAUGAAAUUAAUAGAGGGAAUAAAGAAUUUGUAAUGGAAGAAGCUGUUAAAGCUCACAUGUCAUUUUGUCGUAAAUAUAAGUCGAAUCCAGCCAUUCGAGUUGCAGAUGGGAUGAGGCAAAUGCUAAGGAGAAGGUCAGGUGAUUUGUCGUCUUCUUCUUCUUCUUCAAAGAAAUACACAAGCUCUGCAGCAAAAUCUUAUUAGUAACCAAAGUAAAGGGAUGCCUCUCAUCUUUGGUCGGAAUAAGGUAUAACAAUUUGUUUUGUAUGUAUAUUUGGUACGCAGUACUAGAUUCGACCUUAUGGUGUAAUAAUAAGAUUUUAACUUUUUGUUUCUUCCUUAAUCCUUACCCAACAUCCCAUUCAUAGCCAAGUCUUGUUUGUACAUACAUUUUAAUUUCAAUGGAGCCAUCUACCUGGCUUUUGUUUCUUUUUCAA
Olea europaea var. sylvestris is the source of this 718-nucleotide messenger RNA. RefSeq lists its product as uncharacterized. The record is from RefSeq and is a predicted model, not a curated record. Lineage: Eukaryota; Viridiplantae; Streptophyta; Magnoliopsida; Lamiales; Oleaceae. Bases 153 to 485 code for a protein of 110 amino acids. The transcript has a single exon.